UUUGGAUUAGCCUAGGUAUCCGUAUUCCUUUAUUACAACCCUAGUGGGAAGCUCCAAUAAUCCCCUGCGCUCCUCAGUCCAUCUCAGUACAUAUUCUACUUUUACGAAUUUCAGCAGGGGUGUGGCAGCCAUGUCAAGCAUGAUGCUCCCAGAAGACGUAGUUCUUGAAAUCCUUAUAAGGCUACCUGUGGUAUGGAUACAUAAUUGUAAGUGUGUAUGCAAGACAUGGGUUUCCUUAAUUUCUAACCGUAACUUUGUGAAACGGCAUCUAGAUCAUACUAUUCACAACAAAAAAACAAUCUAAGUUUAUGUCUAUUAUUGAUGACGACACUAAACCAUAUUACCCUCUAAUUAGCACCGUAAGUUAUGAUGAUAUGCUCUAUUCUUCUUCUUUCCUAUCGGGUGCUGAAGAUUGUGUUGAAAUGGAUCCACCAUUCAUAGACUUAGCUCUUCCAGUUCGCUUGUUGGGAUCUGGUUUGAUCUGCAUCAUGUUUCAUACUAGUAUGGUUAGGUUGGUGCGCUUCUUUUUAUUUGGAACCCGACAACUGGAGAAUACAAGAUAUUACCAGGUUCACAGAAUAAAGUUAGGGACCAUGAUCACUCGUCUAUUUAUUCAUUUGGCUACGAUUCUAAGAAUGAUGACUGCAAGCUUGUAAAAGCUGAAUUCUCGGAUUAUCUUGUCAAAUUUCCACCAAGUGAGAGGAUGUUCAUGUUUCUGAGGUAUAUUCGUUAGAGUCGGAUUCAUGGAGAGGCAUUGAUACCAUCCCUUAUAAUAUGCUCAAGUAUAUUCCUUAUGAUAGCGUAUCUGGCGUGCUUGUUAACGGAAUUCGUCACUGGUUAGGGCACGAGGAGUUUAUCGUCUCUUUUGAUUUCAGCGAGGAGAGUUCAAGCAAAUGCACUUGCCGAAAGUUUUUCAGGACGACAAAAGUACUCUUUGGACCGUGGGAGUGUUGGAAGAGUGCCUAUGUGUGACUAAUUAUGUUUCGAAGCCUUGUCAGAUUGAGAUAUGGGUGAUGCAUGAUUAUGGUGUUCAGGAAUCCUGGACUAAACGUUUUGUCAUUCGCCAGGAGGAAGUUACGAAAAACAAUCUCUGGCAGCUAAGAGUGAUUUGGUCUUUCAAAGAUGCUAAGAUUCUAUUAAAGAGUGACUGUGAACGACACUUUGUUUUGUAUGACCCUAAGCAAGAUACCGUGAGAAGUAGUUCACUAGUGAUAUGUGGAGCGGAGAAUUAUGUCGAAAGCUUGGUUUCACUUAACUCUGGUAUUUAUGUGGGGAGUCGUCAUGGAUAUGCCAACAUUCUACGUGCACCUCUUCGAGUACGAGGUAUUAGUAGAAUUAUCAGGAAUGACACUGGUGGUUUUGUAGCUUGCUAUGGGAAGCAGCAUAUUCUUUGAAUCUCAAACAAUGCAAACGAGGUUUGGGCAUUUCGUGAUGGUGUUAUUCUGGCUAAACAGUGGG
Molecule: messenger RNA, 1458 nt
Organism: Papaver somniferum (opium poppy)
Lineage: Eukaryota; Viridiplantae; Streptophyta; Magnoliopsida; Ranunculales; Papaveraceae
Product: F-box protein CPR1-like
Exons: 3
Coding region: 894-1394 (166 amino acids)
Source: RefSeq, a predicted model, not a curated record